UCACCCCUCCUGCAUGAUUUGAAACGUCAUCGUGAAACUGUGCACAAUCCACACCCCCAUCAUCCCUCCCUCGUCCGGUUCCCCCAGCACGGAGCGCAGACUGCCUGACCGACGCCUAUUCGCGGCUGGAGGCUCGAUCCGCUCUGCGCCGUUCCCGGGCUGCUGGAAGUGUCAAGAGCUUUAAAGGCGAGAGGGGAGCCCGAUCGUGCGGUAAAGGAAAAAACGAAAAACGUAACAGACGCUCGACGAUUUUACCUGGUUUCAAGACACUUUAUUAUCUUAAAUAAAUAAUAAUGCGGAAGAGUCGGAGAGGUCGGGAUACAGUGUGACUGGGACGUGGAUCGGCCAGGUUCCUCCUGCGUGACGCCAUUGAUUACCCGCUACGCCGUUACUCUUUUUUUUAUAUACAUACAGCUGCUACAUUAACUGUUACCUGUUAGAUUUGCAGUCAACUUUUUCAGUAUCAGAAAAGAUUGGAACAUCCGUCUGAAUAUGUUGGCAUGGCUCAGCGACUGCUUCUGGCACGAGCGCCUCUGGUUUCCCGAGGGCCUGGGCUGGGCCGACCUCCAGGACCGGGACGGCCGUAUCUACGCCAAGGCCCAUGACCUCUGGGUCACCAUCCCGCUGGCACUCUGCUUCCUCAUUGUGCGGCAGAUUUUUGAGAGAGUGGUGGCCACACCACUCGCCUCGCUGCUGGGGGUCCGAGAGCGGCUUCGCCACAGGGCCACUCCCAACCCUGCGUUGGAGGCCUUCUUCUGCACGGUGACCAAGCACCCCGCUCAAGCUGCAGUGCAGAGCUUAAGCAAACAGGUGGGACUCUCCGUGCACCAGGUCCGCCGGUGGUUCCGUCGCCGCAGGAACCAGGACCGGCCCAGCAAGCUGAAGAAGUUCCGAGAGGCCAGUUGGAGAUUUACCUUUUACCUUCUUGCUUUCAUUGCUGGCCUGGUUGCGCUCAUAGAUAAACCCUGGUUUUAUGAUUUAAAUGAGAUGUGGAAAGGCUUUCCCACCCUGACGCUGCUGCCUUCGCAGUACUGGUACUACAUGAUAGAGCUGAGCUUCUACAUCUCUCUGCUGUUCAGCGUGGCUUCUGAUGUCAAGCGCAAGGACUUCAAGGAACAGAUUGUGCACCACGUCGCCACCAUCAUGCUGAUCGGCUUCUCCUGGUGUUUGAACUUCAUCCGGGCCGGGACCUUGAUCAUGCUGCUGCAUGAUGCCUCAGACUACCUCCUGGAGUCAGCCAAGAUGUUUAACUAUGCAGGCUGGAGGAAAACUUGCAACUAUAUCUUCAUCCUGUUUGCGGCUGUCUUCUUCAUCACUCGCCUCAUCAUAUUGCCUUUCCGGAUCAUGUACUGCACGUGGGUUUACCCAGUGACCAUCUACCCCCCAUUCUUUGGAUACUACUUCUUCAAUGGUCUGAUGCUGGUGCUGCAGUGUCUGCACAUCUUUUGGGCUGUCCUCAUCCUCAGGAUGGCCAUCAAGUUCCUGCCAGGAAACGAGAUUGUGGAAGAUGAGAGGAGCGAUAAGGAGGAGACCGAUGAAUCUGAGGAGGAAGAGGAGGAGGAGGAGCAAGGGAAACUGGAAAAUGGGCCUGUGAGCAACGGCCACCCUGCCCUCAAUAACAACCACUGCAAAACUGAGUGAUGUUCCCCAAAGGGGGCAGUAGCAGGGGGCCUACCCCCUCCCCCGGGCCCAGUAUGCAUACAGACGCUACACAUGAAACAUGUCCAAGUCUUGCUUAGAUACAAAUACCAAGUCUGCAGAGAGCUGUACCGUGGGCCUCAGCGGAUGCUGGACGUGUUACAGCGCCGUUGGCCCCUUGAAGGCUCCAGCUCUCCGUCUUCCUGCCCUGUAGACUGAGAGGUGGAGGGUAGAUGAGACCACCUGCACCACAUUCUUAUUUCCGGUGCCUUAGCACGUGGUGGGUCUCCCUUUCCUCUUUCUCCCUAGUCCUGUGGAACAGUAUAGUACCGUCUGAUGGCCCACAAGCACUGAGCUGCCCUGGAGAGAGAACUUGAUUACGUCAGAUACCUGUUUCAGACCCCUCAAUAGAGAUGUCCCUCUCAGUCAUUUUAUGCUGCCUUCCCAGCCACUUGGGAUUUUCUGUUUGGCCAGCUGGGAUUCCCAGACCUUUCCCAUGCUAUGCUGGGGGCAUGUCAGUGCUGGACCUCUUACAAACAGAUGGCUCCACACCAGUGUGCCUGCAUCCUGUAGUUUGGAUCGGAGCCUGGGGAGGUUUUUGUGGCCGGGUCUUGUUCCUUUCUGCUGCAACCAGAAUUAGCGCCUUCUGAGAUAUGCUGCUCUCUGCCAAAGCCGCGUGCCGACGGAAUCCUUUUGGGCCUUUUGGGGUUAGGUCAUCUUCAUCUGCGCAAAACGACGAAACCUGAGGUUGCAGUUUUGAAAUUCACUCCGAGACGGGCUGGAAAGGAAAGUGAUUUGUCCUGAUUUGGGACAAGAGUGGAUGUUUUCUGUGUGUGUGUGCACGUGUGUGUGCGUGCGCGCACAUGGGUGUGCAUGUGUCACGAUCUAUUUGAAAUCUCUUUCCGUUUCAGAAAGUGGAUGUAAAACCAGCCAAAUCCAUUCAGAAUGCCUACUUUUGUCCAGGGCAUCAGAUGAGGUGAAUCGAGGCAGCACACAGCACUGCCCUGCUCUGUCAUUCAGUAUUGCUCUAAUCUGUGAAUGGGACCGUGAAUGACCUGACUGUGUUGGACCAGUAUGUCUACAGAAAGCAAUCUGUGAUUCCCCUUUCAUAAUUAUGGCUUUCAGUUUUAUUUUCAGAAAGUGCCACAACCCUAUGUGUACUUUACUCUAUUGACCUUUUUUCCGUAAGAACUAACACAGAACACUAGGUCAUUUUCCACAGUAUGUAGAGUCUCUCUGUCUCCCCCGCUAGCCUUUCUCCACAGUCUUCCCUUUCUUUCUUUUAUGUUACCCUCUUGACCUUUCAUAGUGGCAGUAAUGAGUGAGAACAGUGAUGUCAUCUUGUUUUACUAUGUCUGGAAGUUUGUCUGAUUUUGGUGUGAGCGAGACAGUGAUGUUUACUGUCAUGGCUAUCCCUCAGCCAUGACAUUAGCCGACAGUGUGAUGGUGCAGACAGGACGGCACGUGAAAAUGUGUUGUUUUCAACAUCUGAAUGGAUCUGAACUUUUAUAAUUUACACAGGUAAGAUAUCUGAAAUUGCGGUGUGUGCUGGAUAUAAAAUCUUGUUUCUAACCUACAGUUAUAAAAGACCCUGGAAAAGAGAAUCAGCUCCAUUAAAUGAACGGAAAAACUACAA
Molecule: messenger RNA, 3274 nt
Organism: Brienomyrus brachyistius
Lineage: Eukaryota; Metazoa; Chordata; Actinopteri; Osteoglossiformes; Mormyridae
Product: ceramide synthase 2-like
Exons: 11
Coding region: 493-1641 (382 amino acids)
Biological process (GO): ceramide biosynthetic process
Cellular component (GO): membrane
Molecular function (GO): sphingosine N-acyltransferase activity; DNA binding
Source: RefSeq, a predicted model, not a curated record